Messenger RNA from Dentiscutata heterogama, 427 nucleotides. NCBI's taxonomy places the organism in Eukaryota, Fungi, Glomeromycota, Glomeromycetes, Diversisporales, Gigasporaceae. The record is from the annotation of a GenBank genome assembly.
AUGACUCACCCCGAAGCCCAAUCACCUGUAAUUCAAGUCAGCAAUAACGCAGACACCUCACUGCCAACAAUUAAUAAUCGAAUGUCCACAGCUCAAACCACUACUUCACAAUCUGAAAACAUAAAUUCAAGUUCUGGUGGCGAUUCAACAACGUCCUCCUUACCUUCAAAUAUCUCUCAAAAUGAUACUUAUUUAGUCGAGACAAAUGAUAACCCUGAGCUAGGGAAUAAGAUCAGCUUGACUUUACUUUUGGUUUCAGGAAAGCGUCACACUUUCUUCUUUGACCCUAGUUGUACUGUUGCCAUGGUAAAAAAACAGAUCUUUAAUGAGUGGCCUGAAGAAUGGGCUGAAGAAUCCGUUCAAUCCGUUUCAUGUCUGAAGAUUGUCUAUCUCGGUCGAGUUUUGGAUGAUGGAACUACUCUUGAAG